This is a messenger RNA of Brassica napus (rape), 534 nucleotides long. RefSeq names its product pumilio homolog 18-like. NCBI's taxonomy places the organism in Eukaryota, Viridiplantae, Streptophyta, Magnoliopsida, Brassicales, Brassicaceae. The record is from RefSeq and is a predicted model, not a curated record. The transcript has a single exon. Bases 1 to 534 code for a protein of 177 amino acids. Gene Ontology annotation, cellular component: cytoplasm. Gene Ontology annotation, molecular function: mRNA binding. Gene Ontology annotation, biological process: post-transcriptional regulation of gene expression.
AUGCAAAUGUACGACCAAAUUCUCCACCACGCGAUUCCCCUGGCGCGUGACCGAUACGGCAGCAUCAAGCUCAGAGCAAUCAUAAGCGACGAUGACUUUGCAUACUGCACAAACCGCCUCCUCGGUGUAGUCGCUUUCAACGCUCUCUUGCUAAGCUACGAUGCUUACGGGAACUUUGUGGUCCAGCACGUGCUUAACCUGAAUAACUUGCGCUGCACGUAUGACAUUGCGGUUAGCCUCCGUGGCCAUUACGUUGAGCUUUCAUGUACGCAUGGUGGAAGAUACAUCGUGGAAAAGCUUCUGGAGAAGCAGGAGACGGGGGUUUUGGUGGUGGCAGAGCUUUUGGAGUGCGAAAGGGACAAGUUGUUGAGGCUGGCGAGGAGUGUGUACGGCAAUUUCGUGGUGGUCACGGCACUGAAAGUCACGCGGGAAGAUUUGUUUAGGGGUUUAGUGAAUAAGCUCAAGCCUCUUCUCCCUCUAUUUAGGUCUCAUCAAAGCAUCACCAUUGCAGAGAUAUUGGAGUCGGUACCUUAA